This is a messenger RNA of Kluyveromyces lactis, 399 nucleotides long. It is a transcript of the gene HTZ1, whose product is annotated as histone H2AZ. The transcript has a single exon. Bases 1 to 399 code for a protein of 132 amino acids. NCBI's taxonomy places the organism in Eukaryota, Fungi, Ascomycota, Saccharomycetes, Saccharomycetales, Saccharomycetaceae. Gene Ontology annotation, cellular component: nucleosome. Gene Ontology annotation, molecular function: protein heterodimerization activity; DNA binding; structural constituent of chromatin. The record is from RefSeq and is a predicted model, not a curated record.
AUGUCAGGAAAAGUACACGGUGGAAAGGGUAAGUCGGGAGCCAAAGACAGUGGUUCAUUGAAAUCACAAUCACAUUCUGCUAGAGCUGGUCUUCAGUUUCCGGUUGGGAGAGUGAAGCGUUAUUUGAAGAGAAAUGCUGCUGGAAGAACCCGUGUUGGGUCCAAGGCUGCUAUUUACUUGACUGCUGUUCUUGAGUAUUUGACUGCUGAAGUUUUGGAAUUGGCUGGUAACGCUGCUAAAGAUUUGAAGGUGAAGAGAAUUACCCCAAGACAUUUACAACUUGCUAUCAGAGGUGAUGAUGAAUUAGACUCCUUGAUCAGAGCCACUAUCGCUUCUGGUGGUGUUCUACCUCAUAUCAACAAGGCUUUGUUGUUGAAAGUGGAAAAGAAGCAUAAAUGA